Messenger RNA from Marmota flaviventris (yellow-bellied marmot), 3679 nucleotides. RefSeq names its product solute carrier family 27 member 5 (gene Slc27a5). Gene Ontology annotation, biological process: long-chain fatty acid metabolic process; long-chain fatty acid import into cell; bile acid metabolic process. NCBI's taxonomy places the organism in Eukaryota, Metazoa, Chordata, Mammalia, Rodentia, Sciuridae. Gene Ontology annotation, molecular function: long-chain fatty acid-CoA ligase activity; long-chain fatty acid transmembrane transporter activity. The record is from RefSeq and is a predicted model, not a curated record. Gene Ontology annotation, cellular component: endoplasmic reticulum membrane; plasma membrane.
AGCUGUAGGCCAGGCCCUCCGUCUGAAAUGAGGGGCACCACAAAACUCACCCAGGGGGUCCUUUGGAGCCAGGCUGCUUCAGGGUAUGUGAGCCCAGGAUACCUACCUUUGUUCCCGGGUGCCAGGUACUAGAGUGCAGUGUGAAUUAGUUGGCCCUGGGGGAAGGUGCAAGAACAGCCAGAGACCCCAGGGCUGGGUGGAUGAAGGUGGCCACCCCCAUUAAGAUGAUGUCACAGGACCUUGCACAUCAGACCUCUGCCAACCCAGAGGGGUCACACUCCCCCUUCUCCCACCUCCAGUGCACUGACAGCUCCUGGAUUGGGUACCCUGCUUUAAGGAUUUGGAUCCAGUGCAGGGGGUUACAGCCAGCAGGGCCAUGCCCUAGUCCUACUUGUCACUGCCUCCAGAGGCAAGGGGAAACCACACAUCACAGGAAGAGUUCAGCUUCUGAACCCCAAGCUCAAUCCCUGUUGAUGUGGGGGUGAGGCAGAGUCCCAGUGCAGGCCUGUGGUGGACAGCUAGGCUUGAGUUCAGGCAUUGCAGGUGUUCAUUUUCUGAGCUCUUGCUGUGCACCUGGAAGGAGGUUAGGGAGGCCUGAUCACUGGGAACAAGAGGCUUGACCCAGCAGAACCUCAUCUCCCCAAGGGGUCAGUGAGUACUGCAGGAGGACCACCCAGUGAGGUCAGCAGAGCGUCUGAAGCUUUUCCAUUUGACUUGAAUGAAACACUUCCAGUGCCGGGAUUUCUGACUGUCUCCCAAAUGCCUAGAAUAUAGUAAGCAUGGAUGGAAGGGGAAGGAGGCAGUUCCCAGCCCUGGAAUGCCUGGGCUCUCUCGUCCAGCAAGGAGGUCCAUGGAACAGGAUAGAAUAGAGGGUGGCUGCAGAGUCGCUAAUCCAGACCUCCGGAGACCAAGCCGGCAGCAGGUCUGAUUUUAUUGCACAGUUACCAGGUACUCAGGCAGUGGCUAAGCAGAUGACAGGCAGCCACCCAUGCAAUUUCUGCCAACUAUUCUUGCAGCGACCAAUCUAGGAGUGGGCCACGGAGCAAGCACAGGGACUGCCACACAGGGCCUCACACCCAGGGCUGCGCCUAUGGGGUAAGUGGUCUGCUGCUCAACACCCUUAACGUAUGCCAUGUAUGCAGUACUCCAUAUACUUGUCCCCACACUGGAAAGAGAACUAGAUAAGCAGGACAAGCAGAAAGGAGACUGGCAUUUGUGCUCAAGAAGAGAGACCUGGGGGCCCUGAGGCCUGCAGCAGAGAGGGGGACAGGCCUGGUAAACAGGCCAGAAGGGCUGGGACUGUACACAAGACCAGAAGAGAAAACAAAUAGGAGGAAAAGAGCCAAGGGCGGGGCAGCCACUGUCAGUGCCUGGGCCAUCAUCUGGGGGAGGGGUGGACGGGCUGCUCUGAGGGCAGGAGGCCAAGGCCAGGAAACCCAGGGACAGAGGUGAGUGCCUUCCACAGCCACUUCUCCAAGGACAGAGCUGGUGCCAUGGGUAUCAGGCAGUGGCUGGCCUUUCUGCUGUUCUUGCUGCUACUGCUGUGGGGUCUGGAGCAGCCCAUAUGGCUACCGGCUGUGGCACUGACCCUGCGAUGGCUCCUGGGAGACCCUACCUGCUUCCUGCUGCUUGGCCUGGUGGUAUUGGCACAGCCCUGGAUCAGCUUCUGGAUGUCCCACUGGCUGAGCCUGGUGGCUGUGCUUCUGACCCUGAUUCUAUCGCCUGCACGGCCACCCCCAGGGCUACGCUGGCUGCCUGCAGAUAUGGCCUACUUGGCCAAGAUCCUCUACCUAGGAUGGAACAUCAGGACACAGUUGAGCCGACAGCCUCCCGACACCUUUGUGGAUGCCUUCGAGCGACAAGCAAGAGCACAACCUGGUCGGGUGUCCUUGGUGUGGACAGGGCACGGGGCCUGCUCGGUCACCAUUGGUGAGCUAGAUGCCCGGGCCUGCCAGGCAGCAUGGGCCCUUAAGAAUGAGCUGGGCAAACCCACAGGCCUGGGUGUCAGGAAGCCAGCUGCCCUCCUGGUACUGACUUCCCAGGCCAUUCCUGCUCUGACCGUGUGGCUGGGGCUGGCCAAACUGGGCUGCCCAGUGGCUUGGAUCAACCCACAUGUCCGGGGGACACCCCUGGUGCACUCUGUGCUGAGCUCUGGGGCACAGCUGCUGGUAGUGGACACAGAUCUUAAAGAGAACCUGGAAGAAGUCCUUCCUGAGCUGCAGGCUGAGAACAUCCGCUGCUUCUACCUCAGUCAUGUCUCCCCUACGCCAGGUGUGGGGGCUCUGGGGGCUGCCCUGGAGGCUGCUCCUUCUGACCCAGUGCCUGCUGACCUGCGUGCUGAGGUCACAUGGCAAAGCCCUGCCCUGUUCAUCUACACCUCAGGGACCACCGGGCUCCCAAAGCCAGCCAUCCUCUCACAUGAGCGUGUACUACAGAUGACCAAGAUGCUGCCCUUUUGUGGGGCCACUGCUGAUGAUGUGGUCUACAGUGUCCUGCCUUUGUACCAUGUGAUGGGGCUUGUUGUUGGGAUCCUCAGCUGCUUAGAGCUUGGAGCCACCUGUGUCCUGGCCCCCAAAUUUUCUGCCUCCCGCUUCUGGAAUGAUUGCCGGCAGCAUGGUGUGACAGUGAUCCUGUAUGUGGGCGAGAUCCUGCGGUACCUGUGUGGUGGUCCCCAGCGACCAGAGGACCAGACACAUACAGUCCGUCUUGCAAUGGGCAAUGGACUACGGGCAGAUGUGUGGGAAACCUUCCAGCAGCGUUUCGGUCCCAUUCGGAUUUGGGAAUUCUAUGGCUCCACGGAGGGCAACAUGGGCUUUGUGAACUAUCCGGGGCACUGUGGGGCUGUGGGCAAGACAAACUGCCUCCUGCGAGUACUGUCUCCCUUUGAGCUUGUGCAGUUUGACACAGAGGCAGCGGAACCUGUGAGGGACAAGCAGGGCUUCUGCAUCCCUGUGGAGCCAGGUAUGGAGGUAGUUUUCUCUGCUGUUGGAGGAGUGGACACCCUGGUGGACACUUGUAGUCUCCUCCUCCACCUCUGGGACAAGCGGCCCAAAGCCUUCAGAUCGGUGCCAACCGGGGGUGUCUGCAGCCCUCAUCUGAUCUCCCAGGCCCUGGGCUGUCUGACUACCACCUGGGGCCAGCCCCCUGCCUCAGUCUCUUGCUCUCACUAUGGGGUCUCCAGGUGUCUGAGUUGUUUUCCUGAGCUUUCUGCGGGGGUCACAGCCUCUCGGGCAUCAGUCCCCUGUCCUGUACCUCCUUGUCUUCUCUCCUGGGGCCUUGCCAGGACCUGGCCGUGUCGGUCUUCCCACCGCCAUUUUUUUCUUGCCCAUCCCUUGUCAUGCUUUUCCUGUUUCUCACGGGUUCCCCGAGGCCCCUGUACUUCGCGUCUGUCUGCCGGUGCCCGUCUCGCCGGGGUCUUUACCCCUGCUCUCCCUCCCCGGGUUUCUGUCUCCCCGCUGUUUGUGCCAGGUGAAGAGUCCACCACCCUGGGGAAACUGAGGCGGGGCUGGCGGCGGCCGAGGUCCUGCGUCCCUCUGUAUCCUCUCCUCCUCCUCCUGCAGGGGAGGCCGGUCUCUUGUUGACGCGGGUCCUCGGCCGCCACCCUUUUCUGGGCUACCGCGGGCCCCGAGAGCAGUCGAAGCGGAAACUGGUGUGGGACGUGCGGCGCCGGGGCGACCUU